Molecule: messenger RNA, 6594 nt
Organism: Rhopalosiphum padi (bird cherry-oat aphid)
Lineage: Eukaryota; Metazoa; Arthropoda; Insecta; Hemiptera; Aphididae
Gene: Sema1a
Product: semaphorin-1A
Exons: 18
Coding region: 568-2874 (768 amino acids)
Biological process (GO): positive regulation of cell migration; negative regulation of axon extension involved in axon guidance; axon guidance
Molecular function (GO): semaphorin receptor binding; chemorepellent activity
Source: RefSeq, a predicted model, not a curated record
UGAUGUAAAUAAACGGCCGGCGUGUUUUGACGAGUUUUUGUGUCUACGGUCGUCGGUCGCGGUCGCCUCUGUCAGCUGCUGCUGCUCCAGUCGUUUGCGUUGUUCGUCCCGUUUACCGUCCGUCCGUCCGUCGUAUCGCUCGUGCCGACGCUUCAGACCCGUAUACUGAUUAACGGUAUCAACACCAGCAAUAAUCACAACAAUAACAAAAAUAACGUUAUGGUCCAUGUGGUUGACAAAAGUGUGGAGCGCCGCCGCUGCCGUCGUCAGAUGACCAUGCGCCGGUCGGGUCGUUGUCUCGGGUUCGCAUUGCGUCAGUGGUGCUAAGUCGAACCGCAGACGACAGUAACGCCGCAACCGUUUAAUAACGUGUACGCGCGCUCUCUCGAUCAAAAUAUUCAGUGAACGUCACCACGCCGAUCGAAUAGAGUAUAACCGCUGUUAUACCCAAGUGUGGAUGAUAAAUACUCGUUGUCGCGUAAAAUUCGGCUACAAGGUUUCUAGUUUUUUUUUUUACACGUUUAAUAAAAAAUUAGUUCGAUGUGAAUCAUUUCCGCGGACUAUACAAUGAAAGGAGCAUUAUUUGUCGCCGGUUUACUACUGAUCAAUGCGCAGUGGUGGGUACCCGCGAACGCAGGAUGGCAAGAGAACGUGAGACCAAAAAUAUCGGCAGUUCGAAUGUCCGAACAUAGUAGGAUAUUUUCUGGUAACAACACACACACGGAUUACUUUAAAACUUUGCUCAGGGAUGGUAACAAUAUUUUGAUCGGAGCCAGGAACGCGGUGUAUAACAUAAGCUUGGCUGAUCUAUCCGAAAAUCAAAGAUUGGAAUGGCACUCAACUGAUGCUGAUUACAAAAUGUGCUUAGUCAAAGGAAAAGAUGAGGAUAACUGUCAGAAUUAUAUCAGAGUGUUGGCGAAAAUAUCUGCUGGCCGUCUCCUCGUUUGCGGUACCAAUUCGUACAAACCUCUUUGCCGGGAAUACGUUAUUGAGCCUGGAAAAUAUAUAUUGAGCAAAGAGAGUCCUGGCCAAGCAGUAUGUCCGUAUGACCCGAAACAUAACAGUACAUACGCAUAUGUUGAUGGGAAUUUAUUCUCCGCCACAGUUGCAGAUUUUUCCAGCAUGGACCCUAUUAUUUACAAAGAACAGUUACAGACCGAACAGUAUGACUCAUUGAGCCUGAAUGCUCCACAUUUCGUGCAUUCCUUUGCCCAUGGCGAUUUUGUCUACUUCUUCUUCAGAGAAACGGCUGUCGAAUAUAUAAACUGCGGAAAAAAUGUAUUUUCUCGGGUAGCGAGAGUAUGCAAAAACGAUCGCGGUGGACCGCAACAGCUCAAAAACCGGUGGACAUCGUAUCUGAAGUCUCGUCUCAACUGUUCUGUACCUGGCGAAUUUCCAUUUUACUUCAACGAAAUACAAUCGUCAACGGACUUGGUGCAGGGUGUCUAUGGCACCAAACAGCAUUUCAUGAUGUAUGGCGUGUUUACGACACCAGUCAACAGUAUAACUGGAUCGGCGGUUUGCGCAUUCUCGCUAUCUGAUGUGCUUGAUUCGUUCGAGGGUGAGUUCAAGGAGCAGACUUACAUGAACGGUAACUGGUUACCAGUACCCGGGUCCAAGGUGCCCGACCCCAGACCGGGCCAAUGUGCCAACGACUCCCGGACACUCCCUGACCUCACGUUGAACUUCAUCAAGAGCCAUUCGCUAAUGGACGAGGCUGUUCGGUCGUUUUACCAACAGCCAAUUAUUGUUCGUACGAGCGUCAAUUAUAGGUUUACGGUAAUUGCUGUGGACCCGCAAGUAAAAGCUAUCGAUGGAAAGACCUACGACGUCCUCUUUAUUGGAACAGAUAGCGGAAAAGUACUGAAAGCAAUAAACGCAGCCAGCGCGGACACCAACGAAAAAGUGAGUCCGGUCGUCAUUGAAGAAUUAUACGAGUUCGGCGGUCCCGGGACCACUACUGCCGUGCGAAACAUUAAACUCGAAGAAAAAAGACUGCUGGUCAUUACUGAUAGACAAGUGGUAUCGCUUCCACUCGACAGAUGUCAAAAUGCACUUAUAGUCACAUGCGGCGAAUGCAUUGGUCUCCAAGAUCCGUAUUGUGCGUUUGACAAAGUCUACAAGAAAUGCCGUUCGAUGCGCGAAGUGCCUUCCACCCGAUGGAAUGAAUUCAUCCAGAACAUUCAGACCGGAUUACACCACGAAUGCCCUUCGGCAUCUAACAGUAGAAAAGAUUCGAGCAUAGGGUUCGCUUCUAAUGCCCAAAGUGGCGCUAUUGGGAAAUCAAUCGAAGACGCCGGUGAUACGAUAAACCUGUCACAAGAUGACCAAGCUCCACCAUUUGGUGCCAACAAUGACGAUGUAAGAGUAGACGAACGCCAGGAUGGCAGUUACACUAUGGAAACUGUACUGACAGCCGUAUUCGCCGCCUGUUUGGCUGCGUUGCUGACGGGAUUCCUGGCUGGUUACGCGUGCGCCCGGCGAUGCACAAAGAGCGAGGACGAUAACUUACCAUACCCAGAUACCGAAUAUGAAUAUUUUGAACAACGGCACAACAUGAACGCGAGAAGACUCGGCGAGCCCAAAUUACUGCCACAAGAGGAGGUUACGUACGCUGAGCCCGUGUUGAUACCGCCGAAUAAGGUGAUACACGGUUCACCGAAAGCCACAUUGAGACAUGCGCCAAUGCCACCGAUGGGCUUCACUCAGUUCCAACCGAACGGCGCUCAAGACAGUUACUAUUCUCAGCAACAGAAUAUUCGCGAUCAUUUCGGCACGCUCCGGUCGCAAAGAGAACACAAAAACGACGGAAACAAUUAUCACCACCGGGACGGUUUCGGGACGACGCGCAGCGUGAAAAAAGUGUACCUCUGAGGUGCGUCGGAGGGGAGGGCAAGACCACCGCGUCAACACAACGCGAACGCUAGCAGCUCGUCAUCGCCUUCCCCUCCGAGUUCGUCGCCGUCACCGCCGGCAUCGCCUUCAUUGGCCGCACGCAUAACACCGCAGCAACAGCAACAACCGUCGUCGCAGCAGCAGCAACAACAACAACAACAACAGCUGCAACUACAGCAGCAGCAACAGCAGCAACAACAACUUCAACAGCAACAAAUUCAACAGCAACAACAACUUCAACAGCAGCAACAACUUCAACAGCAACUGCAACAACAACCGCAACCACAGGCUCCGUGCAGUUUCAUAUACAGAGCAGGCGUGUGAUGAUCUGUUUGGAAUAGUCGGCAGUCGUGUGUCGAUUGGUUUACAUAUAAUUUUUUUUUUCAAAGACUAAGACGUGUAGUUUUACACACUUUGACGAUGACUUUGCUCCGUUUAUAGUAAUAAUAAUUUAUUAUUAUUAUUAUUAUUCAUCUUAUAUGACUUGACACAAUGUAUACAGACACACACCGAUGGAACGUUAUCGUCGUUUCGUCGGUAGACAGUUGUAGGCGCGUUUAUAUUAUAUAAUUAUAUUUAUAUAUAAUCAUCCACUUUUAUGUAUAAUAAUUAUUAUACUUAUUAUUAUUAUUAUGUCAUAGACGUCGACAUAAGUUUCAAUUUCCCAGUCGAUUUUUUUUUUUUUUUUUUUACUUAGAAACGUAAGAUAUAGAUAUAACAUUUUUUUCUAGAUUUGCUGAAAAAAAAAAUUAAAAAUAUGUGAUAGUUAUUUUAAAAGUCUUUAUAAAUAUAUAUAUAUAUUAUAUAUUCUUUUUUUAUUUAGAACAUAACUUACACGCUUUAAUUACGUAAUUUAUUUUAUAAACAUAGUCUAUAUAAUAUGUUUAUUGUUUUUUUCGCCAAAUAUUAAGACUUUGAUUUAUUUUAGAAAAGUUACUAUUAACUUAUACCUAUUAAGUCAGGUUGUUUUAUUAUUAUUAUUAUUAUUAUUAUUAGAUAAAUGUCAAUUUUUGUCCUGUAAAUAAUAACCACCAAAGUUUAAUCGUCUUAAUUUUAUUGUUUCGUUUUAUUUUUUUACUUUUUUAUUUACCAAAACCAAAGCAGACAUGUUGUAAAUAAUUAUACUAUAAACAUACUUAUUUUUCUAGUGAUUUUACUUUUUUAAAGAAUAAAUCAACAUAUAUGUCUUAAAUAUUACUAUUUAUUAUUUUUGAAUAGUUAUUUUAUCAUAUUUCUGUUGUUUAACAUAUACAAUUCUUAUAAAUAUGUAUUAUUAUAUUCUGCUUUUUACUUAUCAUUAUUAUUAUAAAGUUUAAAAAUUGUAUAUAAGAUUCCAUCAUUUAUAGUUUAAAAUUAAACGUUAGAUUAAACAUAAACUUAAAUAGACACCAAUUUUAAGAUAAACAAAAUUAUUUUACCUGUCUUUGUAAUAUCAAAAGGUUUUAUUUAGAAUUCUGAUUUUUUUUGUUUUAUUAUUAAUAUUAUUAUACACAUUUUUAAAUAUUUACAACUCAUUUAGUUUUUAUUCAAACUAUCAGUUUACUUUCAACUAGAGAUCACAAGUAAAAGAGUUGCUACCUACUUACUCUUGUUAAACAUGUUCAUCUCGAUAAAAACAUAACAUAAUUUACCCACAAAUUAAAUACAAAUUAUUUUAAAAUAUGAAUAGUCCAUACACAUUUAUUUUGCACAUUUUUAUCACGUUAAUACAUUUUAUGGUCUUCCAACAUAGUAUAAUAAUUUGUCAAUGCACAAUGAGAAAUCAUUUAUUUACUUUCACAUUAUGUUUAAUCUUUAUUAUAUAGCGUGUAAUGAAUUACUCCAAAAAGAUUAAUUAUUAAAGUUUUUAUUUUACUAAAAUAGUUUAGGUUGUAACUGUUGGAUUCAAAUUUCUAUUAUAUAGUUUAAUAUUUUCAUCAUCAUCUAUAACAAAAGGAUAAAUAGGUUAAUCCCAUAUCGGCUAAAUUUGGGGCUACGGUAAUUUUUUUUUCACAGAAGUGAGACGGACAGUACGCCUUUUAGCAAUAGAAGAUAAACAUUGUGAAAGUUUUUGAGUUAAUGUGCAAACACAAUGUAAUAUUCAGAAAAUGAUAAUACUUUAAAAAUGUAUCACUAAAUUAAUGAACAUUGUCAUCCUAUUUCCAAAAAAAUGGUGACCUAUCUAUUUCUCUAAAGUUCAUGUCUUAUCAUUUUCUGUAUUAUCUACGCUCAUAAUCAAUUAUUUUUUGGUACCGGUUACUAGAAUUAUAAUAUUUUAAUUGUAUUCAUGUAAUUACUUAAACAUAUUUCGGAAAUAUUUAAUUAUGUAAAUAUUUUUUGUUUUAUUUUUUAUUACAAAAUAUGUUUCAUAUAAAAAUAUUAUGUGUUCAAAUUUAUAAAGUGAUUAUAUGUUCGUGGGUACUUCUAUUACAUUUCCAAGCCCUAUUCGAAUUUCGGAUGCGAACCACCAUCAUUUUGAAAUGUUGACUUUAAAAAUAAAUUUAUUAUAAUAAUAACAUACGUUUGAGCACGUUCCAUUUGGUAGUUUUAUUAAAUUUAUCACACCAUAUUUUCAAUAGUAUUUUUUGUCUAAUAAUAAUCGAUACUCACUUCAUAGAAUAAUAGCUGAAAAGAGAAUAAUACAAUUCUCCAUAGCCCUUAUUAAGAUUAUGUGAUUUAAUUUUCAAUAAUUCACCAUGUGAAGACCACAUUCAUAAACGUAUUAUUAUUGUAUAGAUUGUAUUGUUCAAUAAUUUAAACAUUAUUGUCUUUGGCAAAACUAUCAUUGUAAUAGUGCUAGAGGACAUUUUUACAUUUAUUUGUUAUUCUAAAAGUAAAGAUAAGUAAUGUGAUCAAAUAUGUUACUGAGAUAUUUAUUUAUUGUAUUGUAUUGUAUUGUAUUUUUUUUUUAUGUCAAAUAUAAUUAUUAAUUAUUGUAAUAAUAUUAUAGUCUGCCACGGGGUUCUACCAGACGUUUUGUAUUGCGUGUUACAAGACAUGAUAGGUGGAUUGUAAUAGAAAAACUAAAUUUUCAAUUCGAAUUUAGUUUUCCAAAUCAAACUAAGUAGGUAGUUGAACAAUAUAAUAUGUAAAGUUUAAAUAUUUGACUGUGCUUAGUUUAUUUUUCUAUUAAAUAUAUAAUAUUAUUGUCGCAUACUGUAUAGAUGAUAAUGAAUCCAUUGUAAAUUUUAAUAAUAAUAAAACAACAUUCCAAAAAUUCUAAUAAAAAAAAAAAGAAAAAAAAGAUGAUAUAUUCAUUACACGUAGUUGUAUAAUUUUUUAACUGUUAGUAAUUUUAUCAAUUUAUAUUUAAAAAAAUAAAUUAUUUGUAUUUUAUAUCUUUUUUCUUUUUUACAAUAUAUUUAUUUUAUUUACUUAGGAGAGUAGUUUAAAAGUCUUUUAUACUUUAGAGCUUGGCACUAACUUGUAUGAAAAAGAGCAACUGAGACUGUAGAAGAAGCUCUAAGAUAUAAACAUAUUGCAUGCUAAAUUUUAAAAAUUACCGCAUAUUGUAUAUUCGUAUAUGUAUCUACGCAUAAGUUAGCAUGUGAAAGUUCCAUUUAUUUAUAUAACUAAACAUUAUAUUUUUUUUGUACAAUUUUUUUUUCAUUUGUAAAUGAAAUCAAACCAAACGUACUGAUUGCAUAUACCUAAUAUUAAUUACGGUUAUUAAAAUGGUUAAUAGUUUACAUAUUAAAUAAAAACAAUUUCUAUUAGAAA